Molecule: messenger RNA, 600 nt
Organism: Seminavis robusta
Lineage: Eukaryota; Bacillariophyta; Bacillariophyceae; Naviculales; Naviculaceae
Source: the annotation of a GenBank genome assembly
AAAACAACAGUACAAGCAAGCAAUCACCUCCUCAACUGAAGCAAGCUGCGAAACCAGGAAAACCAGAACAUCCACCAACUCAUUACUUCACACAAGAACAAAUCAAGAUGCACCUCCCAUUCAAGCGCUGCUGCAAGACCAAUGCUACCAAUGCUAGUACCAAUGCUACCAACGCCAAUCCAAAGGCUCCAUCCAAGCAAACUGCAUCCGCACAACAGGAUCUGCGAAAACCACCCAAGCGCAACAGCUCAUCUCGAACUUCCUCCAGAAGUGAGAGACGUGAACGAAAGCGGGAGAAAGCGUCCUCCAUACUGAGCCAAAUGCACCCAGAAGACAUGCUCAUUGCGCUGGAACACCAGGCUAGUGCUGACCAGCAAGCAGCACAAAACUUCUUUGAGUUGAUCCAGACAAUGCCCACUCAUGCUAAUGCUAACAAGAAGCUGGUUGACCUUUAUGACUGCCACUCAGAAGAUGAAUGCAGGGUUGCAGUGUCCACACCAAGAGCAGCAUAAACAAUUCAUAAACAAUGCAUAGACUAUGGAACUGCAUGGCUGUGUGGAAGCAGCCAUUGCACGGCUCAGAUCAUGUUGCUGAUAUGGU